Messenger RNA from Protobothrops mucrosquamatus (brown spotted pit viper), 3750 nucleotides. RefSeq names its product protein AHNAK2. The annotation marks the transcript as partial. Gene Ontology annotation, molecular function: protein binding. Gene Ontology annotation, biological process: regulation of RNA splicing; peripheral nervous system myelin maintenance. The record is from RefSeq and is a predicted model, not a curated record. NCBI's taxonomy places the organism in Eukaryota, Metazoa, Chordata, Lepidosauria, Squamata, Viperidae. Gene Ontology annotation, cellular component: nucleus; cytoplasm. The transcript is spliced from 3 exons.
AUGCCCAGGUUUCAUAUGCCCAAAUUUGGAAUUUCGCUGCCCAAAGGGAAAGGUGUUCCAGAAGGAGAAAUCGGCGUCCCUUCUAUGGAAGCAGACCUACCCAAGGCAGAAUUGAUAACGGAAAUAACACUGCCCUCUGCGCAGCUUGAAGCUGAACUUAAGCUGCCAGAAGUGGAGGUAGAUGCACCUAGCUUGGACAUGGAGAUUGAAGAUAAGGGCAAAAUGAAAAUUCCUGAAGUGAAGAAGCCCAGCGUCAAGGUCCCCAAGGUCAAAGGGCCAGAAGUAGGGAUCUCUCUGCCAAAGGUUGAGGCUGAUAUCACCAUUCCCAAAGUAAAAGCUGAACUGUCUGAUGGUGCAGAGGUAAAAUUACCAGAGGCUGAAGGCACCAUCGAUGGGGGAGGACUGAAGAUACACAUGCCAAAGUUCAAGAUGCCCAGGAUGGGAUUUUCCAAACCAGACAUCAAGGGCCCCAAAGUCGAUGUGGAUGUCAGUAUGCCUAAAGUGGACCUUUCCCUUCCCAAAGCUGACCUCCAUGUUGGGAAACCUGAGGUGAAGGGAGGAGAUACUACCAUAUCGGCACCUGAAGUAAAGAUUCCAACGGCUUCGGCCAGCCUGGAACUGAAAGCUCCCGACGUAGCCAUAGAGCCUCCAUCUGGAAAGGUUUCUGUGCAGGGCCCCGAUGUCAAGCUGGAAAGUGGGGAUAUGAAAUUCCAAAUGCCCAAGUUCCAUAUGCCCAAAUUUGGAAUUUCGCUGCCCAAAGGGACAGGUGUACCAGAGGCAGAAAUCGGCAUCCCUUCUGUGGAAGCAGACCUGCCGAAGACAGAAUUGAAAGCGGAAAUAACACUGCCCUCUCCGCAGCUUGAAGCUGACCUUAAGCUGCCAGAAAUGGAGGUAGAUGCACCUAGCUUGGACGUGGAGAUUGGACAUAAGGGCAAAAUGAAAAUGCCUGAAGUGAAGAUGCCUAGUGUCAAGGUCCCCAAGAUCAAAGGGCCAGAAGUAGGGAUCUCUCUGCCAAAGGUUGGGGCUGAUAUCACGAUAACCAAAGUAAAAGCUGAACUGUCUGAUAGUGCAGAGGCUGUAAAAUUGCCAGAGGCUGAAGGCACCAUCGAUGGGGCAGGACUGAAGAUACACAUGCCAAAGUUCAAGAUGCCCAGGAUGGAAUUUCCCAAACCAGACAUCAAGGGCCCUAAAGUCGAUGUGGAUGUCAGUAUGCCUAAAGUGGACCUUUCCCUUCCCAAAGCUGACCUCCAUAUUGAGAAACCUGAAGUGAAGGGAGGAGACAUUACCAUAUCAUCAUCUGAAGAAAAGAUUCCAACAGACUCUGCCAGCCUGGAACUGAAAGCUCCCGACGUAGCCAUAGAGCCUCCAUCUGGAAAGGUUUCAGUGCAGGGCCCUGAUGUCAAGCUGGAAAGCGGAGAUAGAAAGUUCCAAAUGCCCAAGUUCCAUAUGCCCAAAUUUGGAAUUUCAAUGCCCAAAGGGACAGGUAUCCCAGAGGCAGAAAUCGGCAUCUCUUCUGUGGAAGCAGACUUACCCAAGACAGAAUUGAAAAAGGAAAUAACAUUGCCCUCUGCGCAACUUGAAGCUGAUCUUAAGCUGCCCGAAGUGGAGGUAGAUGCACCCAGCUUGGAUGUGGAGAUUGGAGAUAUGGGCAAAAUGAAAAUUCCUAAAGCAAAGAUGCCUAGCGUCAAGGUCCCCAAGGUCAAAGGGCCAGAAGUUGGUAUCUCCCUGCCAAAGGUUGAGGUUGAUGUCACCGUUCCCAAAGUAAAAGCUGAAGUGUCUGAUGGUGCAGAGGUAAAAUUGCCAGAGGCUGAAGGCGCCAUCGACAGGGAAGGACUGAAAAUACACAUGCCAAAGUUCAAGAUGCCUAGCAUGGGAUUCUCCAAACCAGACAUCAAGGGCCCCAAAGUCGAUGUGGAUGUCAGUAUGCCUAAAGUGGACAUUUCUCUUCCCGAAGCUGAGAUCCAGGUUGAGAAACCUGAAGUGAAGGGAGGAGACAUUAUCAUAUCAUCUCCUGAAGUAAAGAUUCCAAAAGACUUGGCCAGCCUGGAAUUGAAAGCUCCCGACGUAGCCAUAGAGCCUCCAUCUGGAAAGGUUUCUGUGCAGGGCCCCGAUGUCAAGCUGAAAAGCGGGGAUAGGAAGUUCCAAAUGCCCAGGUUUCAUAUGCCCAAAUUUGGAAUUUCGCUGCCCAAAGAGAAAGGUAUACCAGAGGCAGAAAUCGGCGUCCCUUCUAUGGAAGCAGACCUGCCCAAGGCAGAAUUGAUAACGGAAAUAACACUGCCCUCUGCGCAGCUUGAAGCUGAACUUAAGCUGCCAGAAAUGGAGGUAGAUGCACCUAGCAUGGACGUGGAGAUUGGAGAUAAGGGCAAAAUCAAAAUGCCUGAAGUGAAGAUGCCUAGCGUCAAGGUCCCCAAGAUCAAAGGGCCAGAAGUAGGGAUCUCUCUGCCAAAGGUUGGGGCUGAUAUCACCAUACCCAAAGUAAAAGCUGAACUGUCUGAUAGUGCAGAGGCUGUAAAAUUGCCAGAGGCUGAAGGCACCAUCGAUGGGGGAGAAUCUAUGGAAGUGACAUUACAAACAGAAGUGGAAUCUGGCGCAAGUGGAUUCAGUGUGGCCGGUGGGGGAGCCGAAGGCCUAUUUGUGAAGCAAGUGCUCAAGGAGUCCUCAGCAUCAAAACUAUUUAGUCUAAGAGAAGGACUGAAGAUACACAUGCCAAAGUUCAAGAUGCCCAGCAUGGGAUUCUCCAAACCAGACAUCAAGGGCCAUAAAGUCGAUGUGGAUGUCAGUAUGCCUAAAGUGGACCAUUCCCUUCUGGAAGUUGAGCUCCAUGUUGAGAAACCUGAGGUGAAAGGAGGAGAUAUUACUGUAUCUGCAUCUGAAGUAAAGAUUCCAACGGGCUCUGCCCGCCUGGACCUGAAAGCUCCCGACGUAGCCAUAGAGCCUGCAUCUGGUAAGGUUUCUGUGCAGGGCCCCGAUGUCAAGCUGGAAAGCGGAGAUAGGAAGUUCCAAAUGCCCAAGUUCCAUAUGCCCAAAUUUGGAAUUUCGCUGCCCAAAGGGAAAGGUGUCCCAGAGGCAGAAACUGACGUCCCUUCUGUGGAAGCACACUUGCCCAAGAAAGAAUUAAAAAUGGAAAUAACACUGCCCUCUGCACAGUUUGAAGCUGAUCUUAAGGUGCCAGAAGUGGAGGUAGAUGCACCUAGCUUGGACGUAGAGAUUGGAGAUAAGGGCAAAAUCAAAACUCCUAAAGCAAAGACGCCUAGCGUCAAGGUCCCCAAGGUCAAAGGGCCAGAAGUUGGGCUCUCCCUGCUGAAGGUUGAAGCUGAAGUUGCCCUUCCCAAAGUAAAAGCUGAGGUGUCUGAUGGUGCACAGGCUGUAAAAUUGCCAGAGACUGAAGGCACCAUCGACGGGGGAGGACUGAAGAUACACAUGCCAAAGUUCAAGAUGCCCAGCAUGGGAUUCUCCAAACCAGACAUCAAGGGCCAUAAAGUCGAUGUGGAUGUCAGUAUGCCUAAAGUGGACCUUUCUCUUCCGGAAGCUGAGCUCCAUGUUGAGAAACCUCAGGUGAAAGGAGGAGAUAUUACCAUAUCUGCACCUGAAGUAAAGAUUCCAACAGACUCGGCCAGCCUGGAACUGAAAGCUCCCGACAUAGCCGUAGAGCCAGCAUCCGGAAAGGUUUCGGUACAGGGCCCCGAUGUCAGUCUGGAAAGUGGGGAUAUGAAAUUCCAAAUGCCCAAGUUCCAUAUGCCCAAAUUUGGA